Molecule: messenger RNA, 852 nt
Organism: Cannabis sativa
Lineage: Eukaryota; Viridiplantae; Streptophyta; Magnoliopsida; Rosales; Cannabaceae
Exons: 1
Coding region: 1-852 (283 amino acids)
Biological process (GO): root development; shoot system development
Source: RefSeq, a predicted model, not a curated record
AUGGAAGCUCAUCACGUUCGCUCUACUAGCGUGCCCUCCAAGCAACAUCCUCUCUUUUCUGAAUAUGAUGAGCAGUUGUGCAGAUUAAGAUCCUCUGAAGCAGCGUCUUCAUCAUCAACUGUUGUAUGCAAACUAACUGGACUUGAAGAACUACAUGAUUGUGUUGAUAACUUACUCUGCCUACCUCUUAAUCAACAAGCCUUGUGUAAAGAGCAAAACCAGAAAUGUCUUGAUGAGAUUUUGGAUGGAUCUCUUAGAGUUUUGGAUGUAUGCAACACUGUCAAGGAUGUGUUGUUGCAAACAAAGGAAGCCACACAAGAACUUCAAUCAGUUAUGCGAAGAAGAAGCAGUGCUGAAGCAGAGCUGAGUAGUGAGAUUAAGAAAUUCUUGGCCUCUAGAAAAGUGAUGAAGAAGGCACUCCACAAGGCUAUGGAGAAGAGAUGCAACUUCAGUCCCCUUAACAAGGAUCAAGAGACAGUAGAAAUUGUUAGUGUGUUGAGAGAAGUUGAAUCAAUCACUCUAGCCAUUUUUCAAUCAUUAAUUUCAUUCAUCUCGGGGCAAAAUUCACAAUCAAAGUCAAAUAAAUGGUCAUUGGCUUCCGUGAUGAAGAAUUCGAAAAAAGUAUGUUGUGAGGAAGUAAUGGAAUCAAACAAAUUUGCUAGCGUUGAUGUAGCACUGUCUAUUUUCGUCGGCCAGAAGUUGAAGAAAUCAGAUAAUAAGUUUGUAGAGAAUGUACAAAACGAACUCAAAGCAUUAGAGUUGUGCAUUCAAGAUAUUGAAGGAGGAGUUGAGAGCCUUUACAGGCGUUUGAUUAAAACCAGAGUUUUUAUGCUUAACACACUCAACUACUAG